Molecule: messenger RNA, 1057 nt
Organism: Boleophthalmus pectinirostris (great blue-spotted mudskipper)
Lineage: Eukaryota; Metazoa; Chordata; Actinopteri; Gobiiformes; Gobiidae
Gene: il17c
Product: interleukin 17c
Exons: 3
Coding region: 215-703 (162 amino acids)
Biological process (GO): inflammatory response
Cellular component (GO): extracellular region
Molecular function (GO): cytokine activity
Source: RefSeq, a predicted model, not a curated record
CGCGGACUCUUUGCCUCGGGCAGAGCGUGUGGGCGUGUGCGCGCGAACAGCUGUGCGUGUGCCGGCGCGCUCUUUGAAAGGAACUAAGUGAUGUUUCCAUUUCCUUGUGUGGACGUUUUUUCCCGAGCUUUGUGAUAAAUAGAGCAGCAAAAAGGCAGAAGAGCACAGCAGACUCACAGAGAAUAGACAGACGGAGACGCGUUAAGGCAACAGAAUGGAGCUCAAAACAGUCCUGGUAUUUCUUCUGAGCCUUGCAGUGUCUGUGUGUACACAUCCUUGCUAUGAUGAACAAGACUUGGAAAAGACAGCCAGAAAAAAGCUUCAGAGCCAUUAUCACCAGCCUGCCUUCCCCACCCAGGCCUCAAAUGCACCCCUCAGAUGCCCCCUGGAUCUGUACCAGAAGGAUGAGUCUCUAAAGGGUCGCUCCAUCUCCCCCUGGACCUAUGUGCAGAGAGAGAUGCCUGAGCACUUCCCCUCCACAUUUUAUGAGGCGCGCUGUCUGUGUCGCGGCUGCAUCCUCUUAAAUGAUGAGGACGAGCCUUAUGAGAGCAACAGCCACAACUCUGCUCCUGUGAUCCAGAACCGCGUGUUUCUGAGGAGGGACCUGUGUGAAGGCUCCAAUGGAGAUAGGAGGAAAUACCGCCUGAUACCAGAGAAUGUUAAUGUGACUGUAGCGUGCACUUGUGUACGUCCAUUAUAUUAAUGGACAUACAACCACUGCUAAGUUAGCAGCUGCUCAAUCUGUUGUGUUUGUUUUAAAAUGCACUUAGUUCUCAAGUCCUGAAGUGUCAGCUUUGACAAGUCUUCUAACACACACUACAAAUUAAUAAGUCAACAUUUUACACACACAGAGACACACACACAGACACAGAGACACAGACACACACACACACACACACACACCCUCGUCAGCUGACACCCAGGGUAAAGUGAAGUUUUAACUGACAGUCUAUUAUCUGACAGCCUGACAGGUUCAGGUUGUGACUAUGCUGUUUGUAGGUGUUAAAUGUUUUCACAUUGAAAACAUUAUCAAUGAAAGCUACUUUUAUUAUCUACU